Didymodactylos carnosus is the source of this 1048-nucleotide messenger RNA. The record is from the annotation of a GenBank genome assembly. Lineage: Eukaryota; Metazoa; Rotifera; Eurotatoria; Philodinida; Philodinidae.
AUGACACGAAGAACGUCUGUUGCUUUUGCUCGACAGUCAACAACUAUUCCACAAUCAACGCCUAUACUCGAAAUAGAUGAUAAUGAAAAACAAAAAAUUUUAACAUUAAAAAUUGAUCGUUUUGUUAAUGAAUUAAUUGAUAAAAUUCGUAUCUAUAAUCCACAACUUGAUCUUGAAUUAUACAUUGUGAAUAAUUUACAAUUAGAAACGAAUAGAACGAUAACAAAUGUACAAUAUUUUCUUAUAUGGAAAAAUAUUAGUGUAAAAUUAAAGCAUCAUUCAAAGUCAUUCAAACUUAUUCAUGAUGAUGCAUCUAUGCAUGCAUUAAUUCAGAUGUCUCGACCUCUACCAAUGAAAUGGUCUCGCAAUGAAAAAGAACGUCUUUGUACAGUUUUUAAUUCAAGAAAAAUGUAUCUUAAUGCGUUAGGAUUUCGUGAUUUAGUAUUUGAGAAUUUAACCAAAGUCGCACCAGAAUUAACUAUUGAUUUUGUUGAUCAUCUAAUCUAUUUUGAUUUAUCAGUGUCAAUAGCUAAUGAUACAGUCACAAAUCUUGUUACACUUGUACCAUGUUUAUCAGUUAAUGAUUUUAAAUUUAAUAUUGAUAAAUUUGAGCAAUCUAAAUUAUUAUAUGAAUUAAGUAGAUCAUUGAAUAUUCAAGAUGUUGUAACAAUGUUAAAAGAUGAUAUGUGUUUAAACAAUACAGUUUUAUUAGUACCAUCUGGUAAUCUCAGAUGGUAUCCACGAUUUGUUACAUUAGAACAAUUUAUAUUAAAACGAAUACGUGAAUCUCAAUUGAAUAUAAUAUUUACACAGAUAAAUAGUCGUUUCAACUUAAUUCAGUCAUAUUUAAGACAUCAAUUGAGUUCAAAACGCUAUUUUACGGAACAUCAUUCAAAUGCUGUGACACCUGAAGCUUCAACAUUGUCGUUGAAAGAUCAUGCACCAAAAUUAUCACCAAUUACUCCAUCUAAAAAUGAUUUGAUUCAUUUUGCACGUGUUCGUUUUAAUAUAAAUUGUUCUAAUGUAACAAAUCGUGGAUACCAUCUGA